AUGAGUCGGAUCUGGGAGGAUGUCUACACUCGACAGUCCAAUUCUCUAGAGAUGAAGUCCCCCGCACUAGCCCUAACCCUAGCAGUAGCAAGUCUACUCUCAGGAUCCCUUGCCUCCGACAGGGUCAGCGUUCCUGAAUCGUUUCUGAAAAGCCUUCGCUCGCCUCGACCAUUCCACGCCAGGGAUUCCCCCGCACGCAACCGGACCUGCGUAGCAGAGAGCCACAAUGACCACACCACCGACGACUCGGAGUACCUCCUGGAAGCCGUCAAUGCGUGCAAUCAUGGCGGCCACGUUCUCUUCCCACGAGAGCAGAACUAUCUAAUCGGCCGAGCCCUCAACCUCACGCAUCUCUCGCACGUCGACCUCGACAUCCAAGGCGCGAUCCAGUUCUCCGAUGACCUGACAUACUGGCAGAACCACACCUUCGACCUCGAGUUCCAGAACAGCACCAGCUUCGUCCUGCUAGGCGGUAAGGAUGUCAAUGUCUACGGCGGCGGGUCAAUCCACGGCAACGGGCAGCCGUGGUGGGAUGCCUAUGCGAAAGACAAGACUAUUAAACGACCUAUUCUCCUGGCCACGGCGGGCUUGCAGGGCGGGUCGAUCUCGGACCUGAAGAUGCUGAGUUCGCCGUUUUGGCAUAAUAUUGUGAUGGACUCGGCGGAUGUUACGUUCCAUAAUAUCUAUAUGUAUUCGGUCAGCGAUAAUGAAAAUUUCGAGAAGAAUACCGACGGUUGGGAUACGUAUCGCUCGACGAGGAUUACGAUCCAGAACUCGACGGUGAAUAAUGGUGAUGACUGCGUCAGUUUCAAACCCAACAGCACCGACAUCACCGUCCGCAAUAUGCACUGCAAUGGCACCCACGGCAUCUCAGUCGGCAGUCUGGGCCAGUACCCCUCGCGCGUCGACUACGUCGAGAACAUCCACGUCUUCAACGUGAGCAUGUAUAACUCGUCCGAGGGCGCGCGUAUCAAAGUAUGGCCUGACGCGUACUCCGAGAAAUCCACUAGUUUGGUCGGUGGUGGAGGUCGCGGGCUCGUCCGCAAUGUCACUUACGAUACGAUGUGGUUGGAUAAUGUUGAUUACGGGUUGACUAUCACGCAGUGCUAUGGGCAGGAUGAUGAGGAGGAAUGCUUUAAGCAUCCGGCAAAAUUGAACAUCACCGAUGUGAAGUUCCAUAAUAUCCGGGGGCGGACGAAUCGCGUGUUUGCGCCGCUAGUUGCGCAUCUGGUCUGUUCUAGUCCGGAGACCUGUUCAGGAAUUGAGGCGAAGGAUGUCGAUAUUCGGUCCAUCAACGGGUCGAAUUUGGUGACGUGUCGGAACGUAGAUCGGACGAAGCUGGAUCUGAAUUGUGUGGAUUGGAGUAAGGGGUAUAAUCCUGCUUGA
Aspergillus melleus is the source of this 1386-nucleotide messenger RNA. RefSeq lists its product as uncharacterized. Bases 1 to 1386 code for a protein of 461 amino acids. The transcript has 3 exons. The record is from RefSeq and is a predicted model, not a curated record. Gene Ontology annotation, molecular function: polygalacturonase activity. NCBI's taxonomy places the organism in Eukaryota, Fungi, Ascomycota, Eurotiomycetes, Eurotiales, Aspergillaceae. Gene Ontology annotation, biological process: carbohydrate metabolic process.